Molecule: messenger RNA, 2128 nt
Organism: Malaya genurostris
Lineage: Eukaryota; Metazoa; Arthropoda; Insecta; Diptera; Culicidae
Gene: Pof
Exons: 8
Coding region: 1-1824 (607 amino acids)
Molecular function (GO): RNA binding
Source: RefSeq, a predicted model, not a curated record
AUGGCCUUGCUUCGUGUUUUUCUAAAGUUUUCAUUGCAGCAUAGAGCAAGCAUUUCCAGCAGGUGCUCUUUGUUCUCACAGAAAAGUCCUGGAAUACGUCGACGUGCUAAACCGGCUCAACCGAGGUUGGGCAAGUCCCACCAGGGAUUUAAUGUCGAUUCCGGAUUUGAAACCUCCGAAUUCGACUUGGUGGAUUUUGCUGAAGAUGUGUUUAAUUGUCAGGAUCCUAAACCUCCGAGGCUUAUUCAAGAAGCGGCAGCUCUGUUCGGGCUGGUAGCUGGCACAGCAAAUCUUAAGCCUUCGGUAGGACGUAGUCGAGCUCGAAUUACCGAACAACCAAAACGGAACCAGCAUCCGUUCCAUACUGGACGUUACCAACGGCGCAGGAAUCGUAGCCGGGUCUCUUUCGAUUUUGACCCGUCGCAUGACCCAGUAGAUGACUUGCAGUCGAACGAAGACCACGGUGGACAUCGGUCGCCUCGUAAGCAGCAGCAGUACCAUCAUCAGACUGAUACGAAACAAACAGAUAAAGUUGCCAGUAGUUCUCUGCCGGUUACGAGAGCCAACUCAAUCACCAGACCGGAACUGAUGCAAUCGCCCAGGAAGAUGAACUGGAAUAGAAACGAUGCAGUAAAGGCUCUGCUAGUUGAGACUAAGGCCAUUGAACUACUUAAAUCACCCCACGUGCUGGUGCUGCGUUUUCCUGAUCCCGAACUGAGCAAGGAGAUAGUUCAAGGUUACUCAGCUAGCAUCGAGAACGUAAUAUUCCAUCGACCUUCAGCGCCACGGUAUUGCAUGGUACAUCUGAAACCGGAUGCGGAUGUUGAACGGGUUAUUCAGCAGCUUUCAAAGAUAUCGUUUGGCGCCGGAAGAAUAGCUGUCGAGCGAAAGACGAAGCAUGUUGAACCCAAGCCAACGGUAAAACCAGAGGAGAUUGACCCAUUGACCUUGUUUAUUGGAAAUUUACCGAAUGCUGUCACUGUGUACACUGUGAAGCAAAUGUUUCCAACGGCUCGGCGUAUUGAUAUUGGCCAUGCACAGCGAAUGAAACACACUCGGUACGCCUUCAUUAGAUUUCACAAUGCAGACGAUGCAAUUGGUGCAUUCAAGGCCAACCUGAAUAAAGUUAUCGAUGGAAAAAAUAUCAUCGUACGCUUUCGCCGUUACAAUGCUCCGAUAGCAAUGCCCGAAGAUACCAACACACCGAAGACACCAAAACGACAAAAAGGAACUGCUGGUCAACUGUUUGUUUCCAUCGAGCAGAAACCAAAUCGCGUUUGUGGACGAAAGGAACAAUAUCAGCCGGAGAUACACCGUUCAGAUACUUUGAACACAAUCAAAACCGAAAUCUUGGACGAAGAUUUAGUGAGGGAUGAACUGCACGUUAAAACGAGAGUAAAACCAGAGCCCCCAGAAUUCUCAGAUGAGAAUCCUGAAAUCGACGAUGAGGAGGAUGACGAUGACGUUGAAGAUUUUUUGGAAGACGACGAAAAUGAAGAUUUGAACCUUGAUGAAAUAAACGCCGAUGAAAAUUAUUGUGAAGAAGACGAUACUGAUAUUGAUGCGUGCGAUAAAAACUAUUGGACGUUGGAGCAGCUUCGCAAUAAGGCUAGUGAAGAUACGUCGUCAUCUGUUUCAGGCUCUAAGAAAAGUGAUGUAUUCAUCGAACUGGAAUCUGGCACCAAAACAAGUUCAACAACAUUUAAUACGCACAAAACGAAGGAGAACAAAGCUGUGUCUAGUUUUAUUGUGAGCAAGAGACGUGAUGAUCAGUUACAGGAUUUGUUCAGUUGUUUGGAACCAGAUGAUGAUCUAUCUCUUUAGGAUUGUGUUGUUAUGUGGGUUGUGCGUUUAAGUGAUCUCAAUAUAACAUGUUUUAUGUGUUAAUUGUAUUUAGCCCAAACUAAAAACGUUCACUAGCACCUAGUGAUUUUGAAGUUAUUGCUUUACUAGAUAUUAACGAUCAUCUAUUGACGUUAAGUAGACUCAAGCCAAGCCAAAUAUUAUACUUGUUGAAAGAAGAAACCGCUUCCUAUUUGACAUAUUGGAGUCACAUUCCAACAACUAAUUAAUAAGUAGAAUCCGUUUAUGCCAAUCAAAUAUUUAUUUUGCAUUAGAGUAGAAAAUA